AUGAGAUUCUUGAGCAGUUGCAUAUUUUUGGAAGGAUUUCUCUGCGCGGACUCAAACUUCAGAGCUCGGCCUUCAUGGGAAGAUCCCGACGAAAACGAGACUUUUCUCGAGAGACCAGUUUUCAAUGCAUCGGAUGAGGAAUUUCAUCCAGAGAAUCAUGCUCCUGAAAUCAAGGAAGAAGAAUGCCCCGAUAUUGAUCUUUAUGAAGAAUGUACGGCUCUUUGCAGACUGGAUUAUCUCCAAUGCAGAAGCCAAUGCGACAACGCUUUGUGCGAAAACUCAUGUCUUGGCGAAUUCUACGAUAUAUCACUAGAUUGUUCUUCAUUUUGUCCAUGCGGAACAAAUUGCCCAAACGGUUGUGAUGGGUGCAAGAAUGAAAUUUGUAAGCAUAUUUUGGUUAUGGGCCAUAGCUUGAGCGGAGCCUUCUCAAUUUCCUUCGAUGGAUCGACAAAAAGCGCGGCUAGGAUAACUGCACCUUCUGAUUUCUUCGUCUAUGCCGCUCCUCACGCACUUAUUAAGGGGGAGCUUUACGCUUUCGGUGGAGGAGCUUAUUACGAAGAUAACUUUCAAAAAGUAAUGAAAAUUUAUACUUCUAUAAUAUCUAUAUAG
Messenger RNA from Oikopleura dioica, 609 nucleotides. The record is from the annotation of a GenBank genome assembly. NCBI's taxonomy places the organism in Eukaryota, Metazoa, Chordata, Appendicularia, Copelata, Oikopleuridae.